AUGAAGGUCCUGGUACUGGGUGGAACUGGACCAUCCGGUAUCUUUACGUGCCGGUACGCGCUCCAGGCAGGCCACAAGCUUGUCCUGUACUGCAGAAAUCCAAGCAAGCUUCCCAAGGAUAUUGUUACCCAUGACGAUGUGCAUAUUAUUGGCGGUCAAUUAGCAGAUUUACCUGCUCUUCGGUCAGCCCUCUCGGGGUGCGAUGCUGUCAUUUCAUCUCUAGGGCCCCCGAUAACACGAGAUCGAGAGACUCAUGUCACCAACGGUUACAAGUUUGUCCUCGAGGCAAUGCGGGCAGAGGGCAUAAAACGUCUUAUUGUACUUGGUACACCAAGCAUGACUCAUUCGCUCGACGUUCCCACCUGGAAAUUAUGGCUAGUCAGAUUACUGAUCAGCACAGUUGGACCGGGAACCUACAGGGAUGUGCGCGCAUUCGGGGAUCUAAUAUCCCGGUCGGAUGAUCUUGAAUGGACAACCGCACGAGUGCCGUUUUUAACAACGAGUUCAGGAAGGUCGUACGCAGCGGGUUAUGUAGGAGACGGUAAAGCUGGGUGGUUUCUCAGACGAGAGGCGUAUGCGCAGUUUAUGAUAGAUGAACUCGAAAAGCGAGAUUGGGUUAAGAAAAUGCCGUUGAUCUCGAAUGCCUAA
Rhizoctonia solani is the source of this 648-nucleotide messenger RNA. RefSeq names its product NAD(P)H-binding family protein. The record is from RefSeq and is a predicted model, not a curated record. The coding region runs from base 1 to 648 and encodes 215 amino acids. The transcript has 2 exons. NCBI's taxonomy places the organism in Eukaryota, Fungi, Basidiomycota, Agaricomycetes, Cantharellales, Ceratobasidiaceae.